AUGGAAGGCAAGCGGCGCCCGCUGCCUGUAGAACUGGGCAAUGUCGUACCGGAGACAGAGCGACGAAAGCACGCUGGGCACCACGAUGUCGCCAAGCCCGAGAAUGGUGGCCGGCCCAUCCAAGUCUUUGAACGUGCACAGCUGCGCCUGGGCCCACGAAAGCAACGCGGCGGGCCGCUGCGGGAAGACAAGCCGGAGCGGCGCAUCGACGCCGGCCGCCACGGCCUCCAUGGCGGUCGAGCCAAACACAAAGUAGACGUCGUAGACGAAAAGCGCCGCAAGCAAAAGCAGCGCCGUGCGGAACGUGCCGGCGCGGAUCUGGCGGCAGCCGCAGACGGCAAGAACGCCAGCGACCGCGUUGUUGAUGAGCCAGUUGAGCCGCGGAAGGCCGUACGACGAGAGCUGCGCGUUGUGCGCAUAGAAAAGCGCCAGCAACGCCACAGCGGCCGGAAAUGCAACGGCGAGACGCCCGUCCACAACCACAGACGUUGUGCGGUGCGACUGCUGCGGCCGGAGCACCCGCACGCCGUUGUGGCGGCGCAUCCAGUGCUCGUAGGCCUGGAAAUCGCCCAAUUCGGCGUCGAGUUUCUGCUCGUCCAUGUCCUCGGCCAUGCCCAAGGGCAAACGGUCCUCGCGGGCGACGCUAAGCCGCAAGCGGCCGAAGAAGAAGCUCAGGUUGCCCGGAAGGCCACAGGCGUAGGCCACGUUGCGCAGCAAGACACCUAG
Molecule: messenger RNA, 726 nt
Organism: Clavispora lusitaniae ATCC 42720
Lineage: Eukaryota; Fungi; Ascomycota; Pichiomycetes; Serinales; Metschnikowiaceae
Source: RefSeq, a predicted model, not a curated record